AUGUUCCUCCACCGGCCAGAGGGUGAAGCUAGCAUCACAAGGGGAUGCCUCAUCGACCUCGACCUCGAUCUCGGUAAGAGGAAGAUUGCCUCUCACGCGUAUUCCGCAUUUAUGGAGCGCGAGUUCGGCGAAGUUGCACCGAUUCUGUCCAUGGUUCUGCAGUUCUACUAUGAUAAGGGCAUGCUCAUAGGCCAAGUCGACGCCGACGUGUCCUCGAGUGCAUUGCGCGCGAUGGCACGCACAGCAGUCACCAAAGCACAGUUUCCGGAGGCCCAAUCGAGGGCCCUCACGUACGUCAAUGAGGCCGUCGCGUAUAUGGUCAAUCACCGCGGGGCCGAUCCCGAUCAGACCUUCACUCUUGAGACGUUGAGGUGGGACGUUGAAUUUCCGGAUUCAACGCCGCUUUUCUCUCGAGCGACCAGUGGCACUGGUCAGCGACAGAGCUGGUAUUGCUCUGAGACUUUGCCGUUUAUGAGUCCCGAGAUGCUAGGAACGAUCCCAAUCUUUGACAACGCGGAGUCAAAGCUCAGCGUUAGAGCCAACGGCGACGACACGGAUGAAGGCGACAUCGCCAAUUCCGCACCUGAGGCACAAUGCCCUACCAUCGCUCAGGGCGCCAUACAUGACAUGGAGGCGCUCUUUUGGGCACUACUCUACAUCUGCAUAACUCGCGGUGGACCUGGAGGUCGACGAAGGGAGGAAUAUUCCGUCAAGAAUCUCGCAGCCACCGCAGAUCCCAAGCGGCGCCAGUCCAUCGCGCAUCUACACAAGAUCACCCACUGCCUCUUCGAGGCUCAGGAUCCCGCCACUCUGUCCAAAUAUAAGCGCGUCCUCCUCCGGAAUGGCGUCCGGGACUUCAAGGCGCACAUCGAAGGUCGCUUCCACGAGUAUUUCGAGCCCUUCAAGCCUACUAUGCGGGCAUACUUGCAGCUUCUGCGGAUUGCCUACAUAUUCCGCGGAUACGAGUAUCACUUCAUCCAUGAUCGUGUCCUUGAGCUCCUCCACGAUCUUUUAGAGAACUUGAGCGACGCGAGCUAUGACGAGGGACAGGAGGUAUGCAUUAGGGCGGAGCUCAAGGAGCGGGAGGGUUCUGUGAAGGGCUUGCAGUAG
Messenger RNA from Schizophyllum commune H4-8, 1110 nucleotides. RefSeq lists its product as uncharacterized. The coding region runs from base 1 to 1110 and encodes 369 amino acids. Lineage: Eukaryota; Fungi; Basidiomycota; Agaricomycetes; Agaricales; Schizophyllaceae. The record is from RefSeq and is a predicted model, not a curated record. The transcript has 4 exons.